UAAUAAGUUUGUAAAUGUAAAGUUUCGUAUCAAAUACUGGUGGGUGUGAUUAAAAGAAAAGUACAAUUAAUUUGUAUUAAGUUUACAUCGCAAAUGAGGAAUAACAAUAAAAGAAAAAUUCCAAUGAGGAUCAGUUCAAAAACGGAUGGUUUCGUGUCCGUCAUGGAGGCUAUAUUUAAUAAGGCGAAAUGGUUUGGUAUUCCAACAUACGGAGGUAAUUUGGCAGUUUUCUGGACAAUAGUCAUGCUUGCAACGCUGUCUAUAAUAGAAGUUGCAGCUGUAUGGAAAUUGGCUCGACUUCUGACAAAAUCUGCUGGUCGUAAUGUGUCAGCAACACUCUCUGGAUCCAUUUUUUAUGGAAAUGCUCUGCUUUCAUUGAUGAUUUCUUGGAAGUUUGUUAAAUCAUGGAAAUCAUCAACAAGCUACUGGAUACGAAUAGAAUCAAGGGCUAGUUUUCUUUUACCGAAUAGUUCUAUUAGAAGAAAAGUAAAUUUUGUUAGUCUUUUUGUAGCUAUCUCAGCAACUGUGGAGCACAUUCUAAGCAUGAUAUCAGCUACAGGCGCAGAUUGCCCUCCUGAAGAUUAUUUCGAGCGGUAUAUAUUAACAUCGCAUGGAUUUUUAAUACAUGAUUACGAAUAUUCUUUGUGGCUGGCUAUACCAAUAUUUAUUAUGAGUAAAUCUGCAACCAUACUUUGGAACUUCCAAGACCUUAUCAUAAUCCUUAUGAGCAUGGGUCUGUCAUCUCGUUAUCACAGACUCAACAAUUUUGUCAAAGAAGUUGUAGAAUCCGAGAACGAGGUCUUGGCUGUGAAAAAAUUGGCCACAGGUUUUCACCUUCGAGUAGACGUGUGGCGACGUAUCAGACAAGCUUUCGUUCAGCAAUCAGCGCUUGUACGUAAAGUUGAUACAGAGCUCGGAGCGCUCAUACUGUUGUCCAACCUGAAUAAUCUGUAUUUCAUAUGUUUGCAGCUGUUUUUGGGUAUAAGAUCUAUAGAGGGCACAUUAAUAAACAGGAUUUAUUACUUUUACUCAUUGGGUUGGUUGCUUUUGAGAGCUAGUAGCGUUGUGUUGGCAGCUGCCGAAAUCAACCUCCACUCGCAAAAGGCAUUGCCGUUCCUUUCUUCAUUUCCUACCUAUGCUUAUAACAUCGAGAUAAAAAGACUUAUAUCCCAGUUGAAUAACGAUCAAAUAUCUCUUAAUGGUAUGGGAUUUUUUGCUCUGAAACGACAGAAGCUUUUAGAGGUGGCUGCUGCGAUUAUAAAAUAUGAACUCAUCUUAAUACAAUAUGACAAAUAUUAAAAAAAUGUGUAUCACAGUUAUUAAGGUUGUAAAUAAAUUUCAAUAAAAAAAAAGAAAACAAAUAUUUUUUGUAAAUAUAAAAGGAUCCAUAAAAAUAAUACUUUAAAGAAACCUAAACGAGUUUAGCUGUAGGUAAAAGUGGAAGUGAAAUAAAUUUUCUAUAUUUUUCAAUAUGUAAAAAAAUACAAUAAAUUUGAUUUUAUAAAUAA
Molecule: messenger RNA, 1508 nt
Organism: Danaus plexippus (monarch butterfly)
Lineage: Eukaryota; Metazoa; Arthropoda; Insecta; Lepidoptera; Nymphalidae
Product: gustatory receptor for sugar taste 64a-like
Exons: 9
Coding region: 94-1299 (401 amino acids)
Biological process (GO): detection of chemical stimulus involved in sensory perception of taste; sensory perception of chemical stimulus
Cellular component (GO): membrane
Molecular function (GO): taste receptor activity
Source: RefSeq, a predicted model, not a curated record